AUUAUCUCCGUCAGUUGUACUACAUUUGAUCUAUUUUAUUUCUGGCAUCUCCUGUUACGAUGUAUCUAGCAUUUCUGUUGAUUUCUGUUCUCCCCGUGGUGUUCGGCAGGGCGUCUACUCCUGCCCCUUGCUGUAUAGGUAAUCAGUUCACUACUAAUAUUGACGAAACAGGAGGACAGGUCGCCGCCGGUUCGUCAGGAAGUAAAUUUAUUGAUCAACAGCUUUUUCUCCAGUUUGACUACACUAACAAAAGAACUUACGUAGAGGGCACUGUGACUUUACCUACCGGGACAUUCCCGUAUAAAGUAGUCAACGACUAUAAAGCGAACGUUACUUAUUCCUUCACUAACGGCCUCUGCUACACAGUAGGAGCCCCCACCUUCCCUCUACAGGACCCCUGUCAACUAACUCACGCCACCUAUGUGGGGAGCUCAGUGAUGGGGUCUCCGGGUCACCACAUCGCCGUCAACACGUUCCAGCUGGACCUGGGGGGAAUCAGCGUUAAGGCUGUCCUCACGGCGGACGGCUCCUGUAUCCCCAUCAUGGAGUCUCUGGUCGGAGCCAUAGGGGGAGCACCUGAGCAGUUGACUUUAUUCUUCUCUAACUUCACCAAAGGCCUGACGAAGCCCGAGGUCUUCACCUUCGAUCAGACGGCCUGUGGACCUAUCCCAACCACCCCCGCCACGGGAUCCUAAAAUGUCACAUUUGUUGUUCUUUGUUAACCUUUGUAAUUAAAGAAAAUUGACUUGGAAAAACAA
Molecule: messenger RNA, 758 nt
Organism: Saccostrea cuccullata (small rock oyster)
Lineage: Eukaryota; Metazoa; Mollusca; Bivalvia; Ostreida; Ostreidae
Exons: 5
Coding region: 60-695 (211 amino acids)
Biological process (GO): cell-matrix adhesion
Cellular component (GO): lysosome; extracellular region
Molecular function (GO): calcium ion binding
Source: RefSeq, a predicted model, not a curated record